GGACACAGUAAAAUGGAGUCGAACCAAAUGCUCGUCUGCCAGCUGACAUUUGCCGCCAAAAUGACCUUCAAAUAAAAGCCAUCUGUCUAGAGUGUCGGAUGGCGACCCUCUGCUUCCUGCUGGUCCUUGUCCUCACCUCCGUGGCUGCGGACUCCAUCCUGGACAUGAUAGACACGAAGGCGGUAGAGAGGAUCGUGGCUGAGAGGAGAGCAAACUCAUCCAAGGAGUUCCUACUCGACAACAACUCCCUUCUAGAAGAAGAGACCACAGAGUCAAUAUUGAGGAACUCCACAGAGGACCACCAACUCCAGGAUAUCCUGCGACGUCGCGGAAGCAGCCUCCUGCGGUCCAGCAAGGAUGCACUUCUGGUCACCAGGAAGGAGUAUCUCCGCAGGGAUUGGUGCAAGUCAGAGCCGCUGGUCCAGGUCGUCCAGGAAGAAGGGUGCUCUCCGGUCACAGUGCUCAAUAGGUUCUGCUAUGGCCAAUGUAACUCCUUCUACAUCCCCAAAGGACCAAGGCGUAAGGGUAAAUCAGGAAAGCCCGAUGAAGACCUUUCAGCAUUCAGGUCUUGUGCCUUCUGCAGGCCGAAGAUAUCUUCUUGGAUCACCGUCACUUUGAGAUGCAGGAAAAAGAAGAAAACAACUAUUCGACGUAAGAAGAUUCUGCGAAUUAAACAAUGCAGGUGUAUAGCACAAUCAGAUAAUAUUCUGGGCUGAAGAUAUUGUUGGUUGAUGUGUCCAUUAACGGCUUUUUUUAUAUUCAUUUCAAUUUUCGAAAGUUUUUAAAUUUACAAAGUUAUAAGGAUUGAUAUCUAAAAAGUUUUUAUUAAUAAGUUAUAAGCUUUUAGUUAUCAAACUCAAAGUAACCUAAAUUUUUUUUUAAUAUGACUUUUCACGUUCCUGUGUCUGCAUUCCUUAAGUUUUAAAACUACUUGUUCAGUGUAAUUUUAAUAAUGUAUUAGAUUGUAAAUUCAAGUUUUAAGUUGGAUGUUAUGUGUGUAGGUUAGUUUGAUGUCUUUCAUAGUUUUAGGAAAUAGAAUUGCUCUAGAAUGUUACUAGGACAUAAGACGAUGUGAUAAUAUGGAUAGAAAUUGUUAUUGUUUGUAUAUUUUAAAUAUUAAAGAUUUAGACGUAUAUUCUACAUGAAGGGAAUGCUGUUACAUGAACACGUAUUGUAUUAAGAGAUAGUAAUUUGU
Molecule: messenger RNA, 1195 nt
Organism: Macrosteles quadrilineatus (aster leafhopper)
Lineage: Eukaryota; Metazoa; Arthropoda; Insecta; Hemiptera; Cicadellidae
Product: gremlin-1-like
Exons: 4
Coding region: 99-716 (205 amino acids)
Biological process (GO): animal organ morphogenesis
Molecular function (GO): BMP binding; receptor ligand activity
Source: RefSeq, a predicted model, not a curated record